AUGGUCAUUGGCGAGGAGCGGCCUCUGCUCUCCGCGAGAGAGGUCCCUGAGGACGGCAGCCCUCGCGACAGCACCGACGCAACAGCCGCACAAGACGUCGAAGCAUACAACAUCGCCGACGACCCAAUUGAGUGGCCGAAGUCUUUCAAAUGGGUAGUCAUAGCGCUUCUCUCGUUCAUGGCCUUUACUGUUACAUUUGCUUGCCUAUCAAUUAUGCCCUCAGCAAACCACAUCGUACGCGACCUCGGCCACGGCAAGUCUAACAAAGCCGCCAGUGUCUUGCUCAUCACCGUGUGGGAGCUGGGCGAGGCAGCAGGACCUCUUUUCAUCGCUCCCUUGUCGGAAACAUUUGGUCGAUAUGCUGUUCUCAAUGCAUCAAACAUUCUGUUUCUAAUCGCGAAUGUGAUGACGGCGUUGUCUACCAAUGUUUCUCUGCUCAUCACCAUGCGCGCUGUCACCGGUUUCGCUGUCGCCUCCAACGUGCUUAACCCAGCCAUCAUUGGCGACAUGUUGGUACCUGAGCAGCGCGGCAAAGCAAUGACCGUCAUCAUCAUCGUGCCAAUGAUUGCAAGUGCCAUGGGGCCAGCCAUCGGCGGUGCUGUUGCUGAUGGACUGGGCUGGCGCCAGGUCGUCUGGAUCAAUGUGGCCCUUGCUUGUGUGUGUCAGAUCCCCCUCUUUGCCUUUCUGAAGGAGACGUAUAGAGCCCCAUCCAAACAAGACGCUCUAUCAGUUCAGCGCAGUGAUGCCGACGAUGGAAAUGCUACGGGCGCAACUCCGCAAACACCAGACGGCAAAACAGCCAUGCGCAGCUUCUGGGAUUUGGCGAUAAGACCGGCGAGUAUCUUGUGCAGUUCUAGGGUCCUUGUCAUGCUCUGCCUCUGUCACAGCCUCGACUUUGUCUUUUAUUACGUCAUGGUCACCACGUUGCCAGAUAUUCUGCAGGACGUAUACGGCCAAUCUUUGAGCAGCACGGGCUUUACCUUCAUCUAUUUCACCCUAGGCUCAGGGUGUGGCCUGUUGUUCUGCAACGUGACACUCGACAAACUCUACAAGAAGCUUCGAGACGGUAACCAUGGCCAAGAAAAACCCGAGUUUCGCCUGCCAUUGGCUAUUGUAGGCGCCAUUGGAGUACCAGCUGCGGUUCUGCUUUACGGCUGGACAGCGUCUUUGCACUUGCCGUUAAUAUAUCUCCGGCUCUCACUCCUGCUACUGGGAAUGUCGACUUGCUUUUCUGGCAUGUCUGUGUAUACAUAUGUUGUCGAUGCCUUUGGUGCCUAUUCCGCAUCCGCCAUGGCCGGCGUCAUUGUCAUGAGAUCUGUCAUGGGGGCAUUUGUACCAUUGAUCACUGUACCUCUUAUUAACGCUCUCGGAUAUGGACGGGGCUUUACGACCCUGAGCUUGGCAAGUCUUUCUCUGGCCCCUAUACCAGUACUGGUCAUGAGGUAUGGGGCAGUGUGGCGGCAGUCAUCCAAAUUCACGAGGCAGCCCACGGAUUGA
Molecule: messenger RNA, 1497 nt
Organism: Akanthomyces muscarius
Lineage: Eukaryota; Fungi; Ascomycota; Sordariomycetes; Hypocreales; Cordycipitaceae
Exons: 3
Coding region: 1-1497 (498 amino acids)
Biological process (GO): transmembrane transport
Molecular function (GO): transmembrane transporter activity
Source: RefSeq, a predicted model, not a curated record